AUGUCCGGGACGGACAACAAGGACGGUGGCGCUCGAGUCGAACUGCCCCGCGCCUCCAAACGGUUUGGGCCUGACAGCUCCCACGGCCGCUCGAAUCCAUUCAACGCAAUAUCUCCGCUGUCGGGCGGGGUCCCGUCGUCGGCUGCCAACCCUUCUUCCGCUUUCGGUCUAGGAUCUGGCGCAUUCGCCUCGUUCGGUGCGCCCAAGACACCAGGUGGCUCGUCUGAGGCGAAGAUGCCCAGUGAGAGUCCUGACAUGUCUGCGGAGCAGGAAGAGACCCUGAGCGCGAAGCUGUCUGUGUCCAGUGCUGGUGAACAUCCGCUCAAGUCUACCUGGAUUGUCUGGUAUCGUCCUCCUACGCCCAAAUAUUCCGACUACGAGAAAUCGACAAUUGCGAUCGCCGCGAUAUCGUCUGUCGAGAGCUUCUGGGCGGUAUACUCGCAUCUUAAGCGGCCCUCGCUUCUCCCGACGGUCUCGGAUUACCACAUCUUUAAGAAGGGUAUCCGUCCGGUGUGGGAAGACGAGGCCAACAAGCGGGGUGGCAAGUGGAUCGUGCGAUUGAAGAAGGGCGUUGCCGAUCGAUUCUGGGAGGACCUGUUGCUGGCCAUGGCUGGCGAUCAGUUUGCCGAGGCCGGUGAUGAAGUCUGUGGCGCCGUCCUCAGCGUGCGCGGUGGCGAGGAUGUCUUGAGUAUCUGGACCCGGAUCGACGGCGGUCGAAACAUCAAGAUCCGAGAGACGAUCAAGCGCUUACUCGCGUUUCCCCCCGACACCAACAUCAUAUGGAAGAGCCACGAUGAUAGCAUCGCCCAGCGGUCGGCCAUCGACCAGGCACGCCACGAGAAGGCCACGGCCGGCAGCGGUCACCACCAGGGAUCGGAGCGGCGGCGUAUGACCGGUCAUGAUGAUUCGAUGAUGGCGGAUAAAGGCAAGGCUGUGGCCUCGUGA
This is a messenger RNA of Penicillium riverlandense, 945 nucleotides long. RefSeq names its product eukaryotic translation initiation factor 4E. Bases 1 to 945 code for a protein of 314 amino acids. Gene Ontology annotation, biological process: translational initiation. Gene Ontology annotation, molecular function: translation initiation factor activity; RNA 7-methylguanosine cap binding. The record is from RefSeq and is a predicted model, not a curated record. The transcript has a single exon. Gene Ontology annotation, cellular component: cytoplasm; eukaryotic translation initiation factor 4F complex. Lineage: Eukaryota; Fungi; Ascomycota; Eurotiomycetes; Eurotiales; Aspergillaceae.